Mytilus trossulus (common blue mussel) is the source of this 1304-nucleotide messenger RNA. RefSeq names its product GTPase IMAP family member 9-like. NCBI's taxonomy places the organism in Eukaryota, Metazoa, Mollusca, Bivalvia, Mytilida, Mytilidae. Gene Ontology annotation, molecular function: GTP binding. The transcript is spliced from 3 exons. The record is from RefSeq and is a predicted model, not a curated record. The coding region runs from base 1 to 951 and encodes 316 amino acids.
AUGGCGGAGGAAACGAGUAGUGACUGUGAAGAAUAUUUAGCUGAUCAAAAGUAUGCAAAUUUAGUUUUAGAUAAUGAAAUCCGAGUGGUGUUGGUUGGAAAAACCGGAGUUGGAAAAAGUGCUACAGCCAAUUUAUUAUGCAAUGAGGAAAACUUUUUUUUAUCAAGAUCUGGAAGUUCAGCUGUUACGGAAACAUGCAAACAUAAGAAAGUACAGUUAGACGACAAAAAUUUAUUGGUUGUUGACACUCCUGGUUUGUUUGAUAGUCAGCGUGUCGAAGAGGCAACAAAACUUGAAAUUAAAAAAUGUAUUGACAUGUGUGCACCAUCUAUUCAUGCUAUUUUAUAUGUCGUAUCAUUAUCACUUCGAUUGACACCCGAAGAUAUCGAAACUUUUAAUAGCUUUGUUACUUUUUUCGGUGAAGAUAUGUAUAAAUAUACUAUCGUCAUAUUCACAAACCCAGAUCAACUUUCCCAAGAAGGACAAACAUUAGAAAAUUAUAUAGAGAAAUCGCCUAUGUUGGAUGCAUUUGUAAAAAAAUGUUCUAACCGUAAAUUAGCCAUUGAUAACACUGCAUCUAAAUUGUUCGCUGAUCAGCAGAGACGUACAAUACUUACAAAAAUCGAAUUUAUGAUGCACAAAAAUGAUGGUAAAGGCUAUACAAAUAAAGACUUCACAGAGGCAGGAAAAAAAUUAAUACAAAAAACGUUAAAGAGAUAUGAAAACGAAUAUAAGAAAAAACUAGACAAAGCAAAAGAGGACUACAAAAUACAAAUCCGGAAAGAAUUAGUUAAAGAAUAUGAAGAUGAAACGAAACGUCUUAAAGAACAAAAUAAAAAACUUGAAAAGCAAGUGAAAGAUUUAAGAAAAAAAUUUAAAGAACAGUCACUUGACGAUGCUAGAGAGGAGAUAUCGACAACAACAGGGAGCAAAAUUUGUGUAGUCUCGUAACGUGUUGGUAAUUCAGUACAGAAGAAGACAGACUGAGGCCAUUUUGUUAUCCACUUUUCAAAGCCUUUUGCAAAUCCUCAGGUUCAUGAUCGUAUUUUGGCAUAUGUUUAGAUUUGUAAAAGAGGGACGAAAGACACCAAUCGCUUCUUUGUUUGUUGUUUCUCUAAUUAAAUUCAAAUAUAAAUGAUGUUCUGUAACUCAAUAAUCAAUACUUUAAUGAGUAUAUAACAUAGCGAACGUGAGAUUAAGGAUUUUAUCGAAAAUAGAAAGUGUGUUUCAUAUUAACACAGCCGACUUCAAGCUAUCAAAAUAAAGCGUCUGUAAAACUUUUAUAAUAAAGUAUAAUUAGUAGA